AUGAAUUAUUCACAGGAUUCACAUCCUUUUGGAUGUUUCUUCCCUUUUGGAAAUCUCUUUAAAAUGAUAUCACCUAGAGGCUCUCACAUGUCUCCACAGCUUCUUGCAAUGUUGCAAGCUUUUGAGGGAACACUUAGAGAGAGGUUGAAAAAUCUUAUACCCAAAAGUAAGGAUGAAAUCCUUACCAUGGCUUGGAUGACUUUAGCUAUGAAUUCACUUUCUGAAAGUUAUAAUAACAUAGCAAACCUCAUUACAAACCUUGAGCUUCCUUCUAAUGUUUGGAGAGAGAAAUGGGUAGAUGUGUAG
Sphenostylis stenocarpa is the source of this 306-nucleotide messenger RNA. Lineage: Eukaryota; Viridiplantae; Streptophyta; Magnoliopsida; Fabales; Fabaceae. The record is from the annotation of a GenBank genome assembly.